Messenger RNA from Tripterygium wilfordii, 717 nucleotides. RefSeq lists its product as uncharacterized. The transcript has a single exon. The coding region runs from base 1 to 717 and encodes 238 amino acids. Gene Ontology annotation, molecular function: ubiquitin protein ligase activity. The record is from RefSeq and is a predicted model, not a curated record. NCBI's taxonomy places the organism in Eukaryota, Viridiplantae, Streptophyta, Magnoliopsida, Celastrales, Celastraceae. Gene Ontology annotation, biological process: ubiquitin-dependent protein catabolic process.
AUGGAUCCCGACGAAAUUUAUGAAGAAUUUUAUGAAGAAUCCAUGAUACCAAGAUUAACAGCAUUGGAAGGCACGAGGAUAGCAGAAUAUCCCGGCACGGGAAGAGCCACGCUUGAAAUUGAGCUGAUAGAGAAACGCCUUACGUUGAAUUAUGACGAUGGUGAAGUCCUCCUCGAACACGAAUUAGAGACCCACCAAUCUUAUCUCCCCCAACUCUCACCUCGACAGCUCACCGAACCGUACCUGCUCAGACCUAUUCUCUACGACAAUCCAUUCGUCAACAACCUCUUAGCACAAAAUGAUUUGGAUCUAUUGGCCGAAGAUAUUGCAUUCUAUGCACGGGGUUUGUUUUCUUCUCCCGACUCCUCUAAUUAUUUGUCAACGUUGGCUUGGACUGGGGAUGGAGCUUACAUCUUCGCACAAGUGGAGGCUGCCAGCGGUGUCUACGUUAAGAGGAUGAGCCAACAGCAGCUGGAUGAUCAUGGUCCUUGUCCCAUUUGUUUGGAAGCCUACUCCGCCGCCGCAAUGGAGCUAAUUCAACUACCUUGUCGCCACGUGUUUCAUGAACACUGCAUACUUUCUUGGUUGAAGAACGCCGCCACAUGUCCCAUGUGCCGCCGCCAGCAUCCACGAAGUCUGCAAACUCUCUUGGUAGAAGAAGAAAGCCUCUACUACAUGUCCGAUCUGCCGCCGCCAGCUUCCACGAACACUGCAUAG